Messenger RNA from Psammomys obesus (fat sand rat), 6750 nucleotides. It is a transcript of the gene Ophn1, whose product is annotated as oligophrenin 1. Lineage: Eukaryota; Metazoa; Chordata; Mammalia; Rodentia; Muridae. The record is from RefSeq and is a predicted model, not a curated record. Gene Ontology annotation, biological process: signal transduction. Gene Ontology annotation, cellular component: cytoplasm. Gene Ontology annotation, molecular function: protein binding; GTPase activator activity. Bases 596 to 2848 code for a protein of 750 amino acids. The transcript is spliced from 22 exons.
GCUACCACAGCUAUUGUGCAUAGCGCUGUCGCCUUCCUCUUCCCGCUGUAGCUGCUGUGUUGGGAGGAAAGUUACGUUUCCUUGCCGCUGGGCUUAACCCCCUAAGUGCCAAACCCCACAGCAUGCCGGCUCCCAGGAACAAGUAGGCGGUCUCUGCGGCUGCCGAGUUGUGGGCGAGGAGCCCCGAAGACCCGAGGAAGACAGCCGAAGGGAGCCCUUGCUUUCGGCCGGUUUCGGAGCUGGGGCUCGUCCAGCGUCAAGCCGUGGCAUUGGCUUUAAGAAGGGGGAGGGGAGACGCGGUGCUCUGCGUAGGGAGCCUGGGAAGAAAGCCUUGGCUGGCUUGGGAGCGCGGAGAGGCGGCCCCCGCGUCCGCGCUCUCCCUGCCUCCACCCUGGGCCGUCCGGGACGCAGCGCUGUGCUUUGGGGAGGCGAUGACUAGGGUUGUGCUGCUCGCUAGGUUGCACCCUGCCGGCGUCAGCAGGCGUUGGUAAGCACUCCGGGUCACCCGAAGCCACCAGUGGACUACGCGCUCCUGCUAUACACCAGCAGGCGCUCCCAAGAGUUUCAUUGGAACAGCCCCUCUGCUAUCAUAACCAUGGGGCAUCCCCCGCUGGAGUUCAGCGACUGCUACCUCGACAGCCCCGAUUUCCGCGAGAGGCUCAAGUGUUAUGAACAGGAGCUGGAGAGGACCAAUAAAUUCAUCAAAGAUGUGAUCAAAGACGGCAGCGCGCUUAUCAGUGCUAUGAAAAAUUAUUCUUCUGCGGUCCAGAAAUUUUCCCAGACACUGCAGUCAUUUCAGUUUGAUUUCAUCGGGGACACACUGACAGAUGAUGAGAUUAAUAUUGCGGAAUCAUUCAAGGAAUUUGCUGAACUGCUCAAUGAAGUAGAAAACGAGAGGAUGAUGAUGGUACAAAAUGCUAGUGACUUGCUGAUCAAACCCCUGGAAACUUUUCGGAAGGAACAAAUAGGUUUCACAAAGGAGAGGAAGAAGAAAUUUGAAAAGGAUGGUGAGAGGUUUUACUCAUUACUGGACCGGCACUUACAUCUUUCAUCCAAAAAGAAAGAAUCUCAGUUGCUAGAGGCAGACCUUCAAGUGGAUAAGGAAAGGCACAAUUUCUUCGAGUCUUCUCUUGAUUAUGUCUAUCAAAUUCAGGAAGUUCAGGAGUCCAAGAAGUUCAAUAUCGUGGAACCAGUCUUGGCCUUUCUUCACAGCCUCUUCAUUUCCAACAGCUUGACUGUGGAGCUCACACAAGAUUUCCUCCCAUACAAACAGCAGCUGCAGCUCAGUUUACAGAACACAAGAAAUCAUUUCUCCAGUACCCGGGAAGAGAUGGAAGAACUUAAGAAAAGAAUGAAAGAAGCUCCUCAGACAUGCAAACUUCCAGGACAGCCAACCAUUGAAGGCUAUCUCUAUACGCAGGAGAAAUGGGCUCUGGGGAUAUCCUGGGUGAAAUACUACUGCCGGUAUGAGAAAGAGAGUAGAACACUCACCAUGACACCGAUGGAACAGAAGCCAGGUGCUAAGCAGGGACCCAUGGACUUAACCUUGAAGUACUGCGUCAGAAGGAAGACAGAGUCAAUUGACAAGAGAUUCUGUUUCGAUAUAGAAACUAAUGAAAGCAUGAAUUCAUGGGAAAAUUUUUCUCAGAUGUUUACUCUGGAAAAAAACGGCAGCAUUCUUAAGAUUAACUUUUUUGUUUUUGUUUUUUUCUUAGAUCCAAAAUGUCCAGGGGAUGUCGAUUUUCAUACUAGUGACUGGGACAUUAAGACAAUCACAAGCUCCUUAAAAUUCUACCUCAGGAAUCUUUCAGAACCUGUCAUGACUUAUAAGCUUCACAAAGAGCUCAUCUCUGCUGCCAAAUCUGACAACCUGGAUUACCGUCUGGGGGCUAUUCACUCCCUAAUAUAUAAGCUACCAGAAAAGAACCGGGAGAUGCUGGAACUUCUUAUCAGACACUUGGUAAAUGUGUGUGAGCACAGCAAAGAAAAUCUUAUGACACCUUCCAAUAUGGGGGUGAUCUUUGGGCCCACCCUGAUGAGAGCUCAAGAGGACACUGUGGCUGCUAUGAUGAACAUCAAAUUCCAGAAUAUUGUGGUAGAAAUACUGAUUGAACACUUUGGCAAGAUUUAUUUAGGUCCACCUGAGGACAGCCAGGUACCUCCAGUGCCUCCACCACGAGUGACAGCAAGAAGGCACAAACCAAUCACAAUCUCAAAGCGCUUGCUGAGAGAAAAGACAGUGUUCUAUGCUUCUUCCCUGGAUGAGAGUGAAGAUGAAACCCAACAUCAAACUCCUAAUGGUACAAUCACUAGCAACCUGGAUCCCCCCAAGCUACCACAGCACCUCAAACCACCCAUGCAGAAAAGUGGGGAAACUGACUCUGGAAGAAAGUCCCCAUGCAGACCUGUUUCUGACUGCCAAUCAGAGCCCUGCCCGGAGGUGGAUGUGGGGAAAUUGGUAUUUAGGUUGCAGGAUGGAGGGACCAAGGCUACUCCAAAGGCCUCCAAUGGACCUGUGCCAGGCUUUGGACCCACAAAGACCUCCUCUUUCCAUAUAAAGAGACCAGCUCCCAGGCCAGUGGUUCACCACAAGGAAGGAGAUACUGACUGUUUCAGCAAAGUUCGGCCCCCAGGAGAAAAACAAACAAUCAUCCGUCCUCCAGUGAGGCCCCCAGACCCUCCUUGCCGGGCCAGUACUUCACAAAAGCCAGAGCCAAAGCCAGAAACAUUGGCUGGCAAUGCAGGGGAAGUCCCAUCAUCCGUGGUGGCAUCCAGAACCAGAUUCUUUGAAACAGCUUCCCGGAAAACUGGAAGUUCUCAAGGAAAACUUCCUGGAGAUGAGAGUUGAGGCCACAGGUUGGAAAGGACUUGGCAUUGAGAGACCCUUUCCAGGUUGUGAAAGGGUCUACUUCAAAACUUUGUGAGCUAUCAGUACUGAAGAGCAGCUCAUUUCUGGCCUUGUAUUUUCAGUGUCUGGGAAGCUAUAAAAUAAGGAGCCGAUGUUGUAGACACAUGUUUGUUUUAUUUUUUUUUCUCCUUUGUAUUCUGUCUUCAUCUCCCCAGAAUUUCUGUUGUGAGCAGCUCCUAGGACACUGGAUGGUUGGAUUUUCUCAAGAUCCAAGCUCUACUGAAGUGGAAAUACCCACUGACCUGUAUUGAAGAAGAGAGCCUAGUUUUCCAAUCUUCUCUGAACUUUUUCCUCAAAGGUCAUUGGAUUCUUCAUGAGUCAGAUUGAAUUUAGGUAUCUUAUGUGAUUUAAAGACCACUUGAGUUGGGGGCCAUUGUUUAACUUAUUUGAAAGAGAGGAGGGAUGUUAGCUGAAUAUUGGACAAUUGUGUCAUUUCUUUCUGAAGACAUGGACACUGACUAGUACCAGAUUGGCACCCUGGUACCAUGACAUGUUACUGAAAUUCAGUGAGGCCAGACCACAUGAAUAAUUCCCAGUGUCCUACCCCAGCAUAGGCUUAGGAUGAUAGCCUUUCUGCUUUUGCCUCUGAGGACAAAUCUGCUAAGCAUGUUUGCAUGUCAAAGCUUAGGCCUAUCUGGAUUUUCUUUCCUCCUACUUUCACCCAAUAGCUUCCUUUCCAGCAAUCAACAAAUAAAACAAAACAGAAAACAUUUCUGUUAAAAAAAAAAAAGUCAAAUGUCAGGAAACAUUGUUAAGAUUGUUAAGAUUGACUGAGUCCAAGGAAUUGUUACUCUUGCCUUUUAUUUUCUUCUAGCUUAUACGCCUUUUUAUUUCCUGAAAAACAAGCAAACAAACAAAGCCACAAACAAACAAAACCAGAUCUUAACCAGGUGCCCAUGGAUUCUGGAACUCUAUGAUGCCCCCAAGAUGACAUAUACAAUUCCAUGAGGGUAAUGCCUUUUCUGAGCAGAUGGUUCAUAACAUUCUACUGAAUUUCAAAUGGGACUGCAACCCAAUAAAGGUUAAGAACCACAGUCUUUGAGAUAAAAGACUCUUUACAGCCCAUAAAGGAUUAGAAGGAACUUUCAAAAGCAUUUAUACUAACAACAGCUUGGUUUACAUGAAGAGCAAGUUAGUGACCACAACAGGACAAGAUCCCAGGUGUCUGAGCUCCUACAUAAGGUUCUUUUUAGUACGCCACAUUUAUCUAGGAAAGGACUUUGUAGGUGGUGGCUUUAAUGGCCCUUUUGGGAGGUAUUGGCUUUUAUCCUCUUUCUUGAGCCUCUCAUAUUUGCCAGCGAGUAGAAAAUUUCAAGAUAUAAACCCUUGGUCCCUUCCAUUACUGUUGGAGUCACUGAAAAUGCACUAAAACAAAAGUACAGUACACGGAGAAUCUGAGGAUUAGACAUUUCUGAGCCCUGUUUUUCAGAGUGCAAAUGCUCCUGUUUCAGUGCAGAUGAGCAGGCUUCCAAGGCUAGUGGGGCUCUUACUGAGCUCUGCUCUUAGAGUGGUAUCCUCUCUGUUACUGAGUGAAAGCAAGCAUAUGUGCAGAAUUUGGUCACAGGACUGGGUCAGUAGGGCUUCAGAUCCAUGGAAGUUUAUUAAGAGAGUCUGAAUCUGUGUUUAUUGUGUGUGUGUAAAAUACCAUGGUAAGCACUAAAAAUGUUAAAUACUAUUGAAAAGCAGAGAAAGACAUUGCAAUUCCAAUAGAAGUGUCUAGAAACUUCACCCUGUGGUUGCUGUGUUACAUGGGACAUGGAUGAAAACUCAGCUGAGGAAGAUGGGGGCCAUCCAUUUUGGAGGCCAGGGAGCAGUUAAGCGUGGUAGUUUUGCAUCUUCAGUUAACUCUCUUUAAAGAAGGAAACAAAGCCCCUCUCUUUGGCAAUCUGCUCUAAAACACAAAAUGUUCUGUGGUGAAGCAUACUGUCAUGAAAGGGGACUGGCUUAGCCUAUGCUUGAUGCAUAGAUACUCACUCAGAUAAGGUUAUCAGAAGAGGUGAUGGUGUGAGGAACAACUAUGGGAAGUCAACAGCAACCCUCACAAAAAGAUAACUGUUCAGUUUUGAAUUGAUAGUGACAACAAAAGUGCUAACACUUAUUAAGCACCCACUAAAUACUAGGUCAUUCAAAACCUACUCUUUCCUCCUGGUAACAAUCAUGCAAGUACUCAUCCCCUUGUACAGAUUAAGAAAGUACCCAGUUGCAUUAAAUUAGUGGCUCUACCACAGACAUGUGUGAUUUGCAUCCAAGCCUUUCUGAAUUUGCACCCUGUGUAAUUUUCCCUAUGUCAUUCUAAGGUGGGUAUCUAAACAGAGGCCACAUUACCAGAAGUGGAUUGACACUUGACUCCUAUGUUCCUAAUACAGAAUACACUGAGGAAAGGAAAACAGUGAGGGAAGGAAGUGGUGCAAGUCCACUUCAUAAGGCAGUAAAACAUAGGUUGAAAGGUAAUUCAAAGUUGAGUUUACCUAUUUGGUAACAUGUUUUAAAAGGUCACCCAAUCUCACCUUGUAAAGUGAAGAAUUUGUUAUGAUAAGUAGCUGUGAAUUCUUUGCCUUGGUCAUUUUUUUAAAGAGUAUGUCACGGUUUUAUCCAGAAGGCUGGUGACAUCCAUACAUGUAGUAUGAGCAGGAAGGUUUGCUGUGCCUCCAUGGAAUUUGAUGUCCUAGGGUAAUAUCCCUACAAAAUGUUUCUGGGGUGAAGGCAAAAUCAGGUCAUUUAAUAAAAGAAAUUUUAUUGAAUUAUUUUAUUUCAAGUUGCAAAAGAGGUGUUAUGAAGUAUCCAGAUACCACAGGACAAAAUUAAGUUUUCAAUUUAAAUAGUAAAAUAGUGUCAUGCAGACUACUUAUGAAAUAAUGGGCUACAAUCGAGAAGCAUCUUUCCAUUUUCAAGACUUUCCUUUAUUCUGUAAGAACUACAAAAAGUAAAAGAAUUAGUUCAGCGACUUGUAAAAUAAUUACUUUUGAGAGAACAUAGAUCAGUGAAGCUGUUAUUAAAGUAGCAGCAGACAAGUGGCCUUGACACAUUAGAAAGAUUUAGAAACAGCAGCAACAGAAAAUCCAGAGAGAAGCAAGAUAACUUGACAAGAUAUUUUCAAUGAAGAAAAGCCUUCAUUUUCAUAGAGAAAUGCAAUACUUUAUGUCAUGGACACUUAUAGAGACCUUAAAAGAUUGCCUAUAUGGUUUCAUUUCUAUGUGAAAUCAGAGAAAAGAAUGAGAUGAGAUCCUUGAACCCAUUGAUGUGAUUUUUCAAUAAAGUGUGUAGAUUCUCUUGUAUAGAUGUCCUCCAUCUGCAGGCUCGUCAUGGAAAUCUUUCAGUCUAUAAGUAUUGAUGGCCUACCCACUACCUAUCCUUUGUAAAAGCCUAAGGAGAACCCAGUGUAAAGAUUUUUAUUGUUUUGGACCUUAGUCUUCAUCUAUUCUCCACUUUGCAACAUAGCUUUGUCAUUCUUUCAGGCCUCAAAAUGUCAACAUGUGAUAGCUGGUGUGAUUCUCUUUUGUAGAUCAGGAAACUUGAGGCCUAGGGAGGUGAAAAAGAAAAUGUUCAUAAACAGACUCUAGAAAUUGAUACAAAUCCAAGAUUGGAAACUAGAGAUGGCUAUUUACCAACUGUCCCAAGGUACAAGUGAAAAUGAAUCCCAGGGCCAGAGACAUGGCUCAGCGGUUAAGAGCACUGGUUGCUCUUCCAGAGAUCCUGAGUUCAAUUCCCAGCAACCACAUGUUGGCUCACAACCAUCUACAUAUGUAGUCCCAUGAGAUGCAAUGCCCCCUUUUGGUGUCCAGAAUUACAUGCAGAAAAAAAAGCUAUACAUAAAAUUCAUAAAUAAAUAAUCUUUAAAAGAA